AUGAACACAGCCGACAAGUUCCCCACAACGGUUUUGCACAGCGAGGACCUCGCGGAGAAGAUAAUCGACGUCAAGUCCACCAUCAGGUUCAGGCUGCGCAAGAACCUCUGCAUUGCCAUGGCCAUUGGUAAUGUGGACAUGACCACGGAGCAUUUGGUGGCCAACAUCAUGAUCACCAUCAACUACCUGGUGUCAUGCCUCAAGAAGGGAUGGUCCAACGUCAACAGCACUGUCAUCAAGUCGACCAUGUCGCGUCCCCGUUAUCUUUUCUAA
Molecule: messenger RNA, 273 nt
Organism: Podospora anserina S mat+
Lineage: Eukaryota; Fungi; Ascomycota; Sordariomycetes; Sordariales; Podosporaceae
Exons: 1
Coding region: 1-273 (90 amino acids)
Source: RefSeq, a predicted model, not a curated record